Naegleria lovaniensis is the source of this 342-nucleotide messenger RNA. RefSeq lists its product as uncharacterized. Lineage: Eukaryota; Heterolobosea; Eutetramitea; Acrasida; Naegleriidae. The coding region runs from base 1 to 342 and encodes 113 amino acids. The record is from RefSeq and is a predicted model, not a curated record. The transcript has a single exon.
AUGAUACCUGGUGUUGCGUGGUGGUCAACCAAAAAGCCCAUCGAAGUGACAGACGCAAGCGAGAUGGAAAGUGAUGAAGAAGAAACAGAGAGUGAAGAGGAGAUGGAAAGUGAUGAAGAAGAAACAUACAGUGAAGAUGAGAUGGAAAGCGAUGAAGAAGAGGACGAAACUGACAAUGAAGAGAGUGAUGAUGAACAAGCAGACAGUGAGGAGGAAGAGAGUGAUGAACGGAGAGAAUACAAUCGAAUCAUUUACCAACUAACACAUGGCAUGAAGACACUACGAUCAGACCCAGAUGAAGAAGGUUAUUGUUACGUUGAGCAACGAAUCAUCUUCUUGUAA